This is a messenger RNA of Hibiscus syriacus, 793 nucleotides long. RefSeq lists its product as uncharacterized. The record is from RefSeq and is a predicted model, not a curated record. NCBI's taxonomy places the organism in Eukaryota, Viridiplantae, Streptophyta, Magnoliopsida, Malvales, Malvaceae. Bases 20 to 472 code for a protein of 150 amino acids. The transcript has 2 exons.
UGAUUGUGGCCGCUGGGACAUGGCUUGUCCCCUUGUUGUUGUCAGCAACCCUGCUAUAAAUUGUUCCGAAGAUCGACCACUGGUGGACAGUGAACAGCCUUUUGAACUUUUUCUUCAGGGUGCCAAAGAGAAUACACCGGCACUGACCAUGAGCGCCACCGAAGGAGGGUAUGCUGUCGAUUUUCAUGCAAAGUUGUUCGUGUUACAAGCAUUUUCUAUUUGUGUUGCCAUAUUGCACGGUACUGAAACCCCGACUGCUGCUGCGGAGGCACAAACUCAACAUUUGUCGAAAUGCGAUUCACUGCAAUCACUUCUUGAUGAUGAAGUGAAAUUCUUAAUUGAAGCAGUCACAGAGGAGGAGGAGAAGAAGAAAGUUAGCAAGAGAGCAGUAGCAAUCCCACCAACAUAUGUGAUUAACCCCCCCCCUCUCUCCUAUUGCUCGUGUUUAGAUGUCAGUAACCGGCUGGUUUAAUUCCAAAUGGCCUCUCCAUGUAUUUCAAAGCGACCAAAAGCGAUUAAAGACGGUUAGUGUUCGGGCUAAAAUGGAGAGUGGCCAUGCAAAUUCUGCCAUUCCAAAUGAGGGUUACUGUAUAGGUGAUAUCUGUAUCCAAUGGCACAGAUGCUUCUCAUGCUCUGUAAACUGAAAAUACAUGUCGGGAAUAUCGUCGAAAACGGAUUUAUGGAUUAAUAAUCCAAGUUACUGCCACAAAGAGGGUUAGUCCUUAAGCUCAAGAAUCUCUUCAUUGCACCAUUGGUUCAUUCCUGCGUUCUAUAGAUUAGAGAAAUAGAAUAC